AGCAGAAAUGAGAGGUAGAUGUGAAUCCGGGACCGCUGAUAUGAAUGCAUUUUAAAUAUAAUCUGCAAAGGAGCGUAGAGUGAAACUCAGAACACCAUGGCUGAAUCUAAGAAACUUCACAUAACCAUGUUCCCAUGGGUAGCCUUUGGUCACAUAAUCCCUUUCUUAGAACUCGGUAAGCUCAUAGGCCGAAAGGGUCAUCGCGUUUCAUUCAUAUCCACUCCGAAAAACAUAGAACGUCUUCCAGAGAUCCCUCCAGAUAUAGCCACUUCGCUAACUUUAGUGAAACUUCCCUUACCCCAUGUAGAGAAUCUGCCAGAAAAUGCAGAGGCCACCAUGGACGUACCAUACCACUUAGUUCCUUACCUUAAGAUAGCUCAUGACGGUCUCCAAGAACCUUUGUCUCGUUUCUUAGAAAGUUCGACUCCUGAUUGGAUUAUUCACGACUUUGCACCUCAUUGGUUACCACCAAUUGCCACUAAGUUGGGCAUCCCACGAGUGUUCUUCAGUAUAUUCAGGGCAUCAUCCUUAUGUUUCUUUGGACCAUUAAAGGGCAACACAGAUACUACUGCACGAACCGAGCCGGAGCAAUUCACCGUCCCUCCCAAAUGGGUUCCUUUCCCAUCAAAAAUGGUGUUUCGGGUCUUUGAGGCGAAGAAACUUCUAGACAACUUCGAUGAAAACGCUUCAGGUGUUUCAGAUUGGGCACGUUUGGUGUCAGCAGCCUCAGGCGCUGAAGCCGUGGCAAUUAAAACGUGCGUGGAGAUCGAAAGUGAGUGGGUGAAGCUCCUUAGUGACCUUUAUGAAAUGGAUGUAAUUCCAGUAGGCUUACUGCCGCCCUCGACGGAAGAAAGCAGAAACGAGAGAGAUAUCACUUGGGAUACGAUUGUUGAGUGGUUAGAAAAACAAGAGAAAGGGUCAGUGGUUUUCAUAGCACUCGGAACGGAAGCCCAACCAAGUCAACAAGACUUUAUCGAGUUGGCUCUCGGGAUAGAGCAAUCGGGGUUGCCCUUUUUUUGGGUUAUAAGAAGGCAAAGUGACUCAGUUGGUGGGGAUUCGGUUGAGCUACCAGAAGGGUUUGAGGUCCGAACCAAACGUCGUGGGGUUGUUUGGACAAGUUGGGCACCCCAGUCAAGGAUAUUAGCUCACGAUUCAGUUGGGGGAUUUCUUACCCACUGUGGUUGGAGCUCAGUAUCAGAGGCACUCCAAUUUGGAGUCGCACUUAUUAUGUUGCCCUUUUGGACCGACCAAGGAUUAAUUGCAAGGUUUUUGGAAGACAGGCAGGCAGGAGUUGAGGUACCAAGAAAUGAGCAAGAUGGGUCAUUUACCAGGGACUCGGUGGCUCAAACAAUGAAGUUGGUGAUGAAGGAAGCGGACGGACAAAUUUACAGGGACAAAGUCAAGGAAAUGACCACCAUAUUUGGGGACAAGGACCUUCAGCACCAAUAUGUAGACAAAUUUGUUGAUUUUCUUGAGAAAAAGGGGCAUGUCUCUUAAUCAGAUUAGAUUGUAUGGAUAUCUAUCUGUAUUUUAAUCACCUUAUAACUUCAAGUGUUAUGUGUAUUUUUUUCAAUACUCAAAUUAUUACGGAUCAAUGCAUAUAUAUGGUUUAGAUUA
Messenger RNA from Carya illinoinensis, 1617 nucleotides. Its product is annotated as putative UDP-rhamnose:rhamnosyltransferase 1. Gene Ontology annotation, molecular function: UDP-glycosyltransferase activity. Lineage: Eukaryota; Viridiplantae; Streptophyta; Magnoliopsida; Fagales; Juglandaceae. Bases 97 to 1497 code for a protein of 466 amino acids. The record is from RefSeq and is a predicted model, not a curated record. The transcript has a single exon.